Coregonus clupeaformis (lake whitefish) is the source of this 2160-nucleotide messenger RNA. It is a transcript of the gene tmem229b, whose product is annotated as transmembrane protein 229B. The coding region runs from base 483 to 1034 and encodes 183 amino acids. The transcript has 2 exons. The record is from RefSeq and is a predicted model, not a curated record. Lineage: Eukaryota; Metazoa; Chordata; Actinopteri; Salmoniformes; Salmonidae.
CCACUGUUAAUUGAGGUGAAGAAAGAGUUAAUGAAAGAUGCAAGAACAGCAUGAGAAGAGCCCGUGCUGUCUCUGAGAAUGUGCUGCUGCUGCUGUCCUGGCUGAUACUGCAGUGAAGGAAAAUGUGUCCAUUUUCAUCGGACAGUAGUCCCCACCGGAACGGUGAAUGAGCCUGUAACUGACGGUCAGACGAUGUCCUGGUUGCGGAUGGUGAUUCUUCACAUUGACUGUUGGUCCUGAGGUGCAUCACGUGGAAUCUACAACCGUGGGCGACAAUCUCCCGACCUGUGUUUCUCCUCCACUAAAAAGCGAGGGAUGGUCACCAUGGUGUAAUGGGUGUGAUUGAACUAGACCUAUCACACGCCAAGCCAACCAUUAGACCAAGAGGAAAUCCUUGUGGUCUGAGGGCGACAUUUGGGCUUACAACUCUCAGGCAGGACUGCCUCAUCACGAGGGUGUGAUUCCAAAUCGCCUCCACUACAAUGGCAACCACGGCGCCCCCACCGAUGCCUCUGACGGUCCUGUCUCGCUGGUACCUGUACGCCAUCCACGGCUACUUCUGCGAGGUCAUGUUCACCGCCGCCUGGGAGUUUGUGGUCAACCGCAACUGGAAGUUCCCUGGUGUGACCAGCGUAUGGGCUCUGCUAAUCUACGGGACCUGCAUCCUCAUCGUAGAGCACAUGUACCUGGCCCUCCGAGCUCUCCACUGCCCCGUGCUGCUGCGAUGCCUCAUUUAUACCAUAUGGACGUACAUCUGGGAGUUUGGUACAGGGCUGUUGUUGACCCAGUUCGACGCCUGUCCCUGGGAUUAUUCCCAUUUUCAGUAUAACUUUAUGGGGUUGAUCACGGCGGAGUACGCCCUGCCCUGGUUCUGUGCAUCUUUCAUGACGGAGCGACUGGUUAUACGCAAUACGCUGCGGUUACGGAUGGACAGGGACAGGUUGGAAGGACACCAGUCUGAUGCAGGCGGGGGAGGAGGAAGGAGAGAGUGGGGUGAACAAAGAGGAGCCAACCGCUAUCUAAAAGUGGACUGAACAAAGAACAAGGGCCUUUUCUCAUUUGGGAAAAGUCCGUAUUCCACCAUCGCACCUCUGCCCUCUCUCUUCUGUGACCUGGAAACCGAUAAGUGGUCUAGUGGUCGAGGAGAGUGUCAAUAUGCUAGUAGAAAACAUUUAAAAACGAUAUGCUACUUAUCCUUUCAUCUACAUAAUGGCUACAUUUGUUUUGAUCACUUGAUACAUUUAUUUGGGGAUUCCACCCUGUAAAAGUAAAUUGCCUGAUGACUCGUGAUUGGAGAAGGAGAGUCUCAUUUCAUACAAGCGCAUUUUUGUCCACAUUCCCUCUCCUCGCCACCUCUCCUCGAUUACCUUUGACCUUUUUCAAAAGGAGGCCAGAGAGGACGGAGGAGAGAGUACACAGGAGUUGAGCAAAUCCAAUUGAGAAAAGGCCACUGAAUCUGUCCCACUCAAGCACUAAAACCUUGUAUGAAAAUGUUUUUUUAUUAUUUUUAUUUAUUAAAUACAUAAGUACUGUAUUUCUGUAUAGCUUCAAAAAGCAAUCUGAAUAAGGUGCUAUAUGCAAUAUGUUCAUAAUUCAUUGUCAUGGAGAAUGAUUUCUACAGUUAGUGAUAACCCAUAAUAUUUGGAAAUGCAUGAGGGAGGUGUUUUCCCCAAAAGUUCUGUAUGCACUGUACAGUAGUCUGUUUAAAACAUGUUUUACUCAUAAGGUCUUUGCCUAUUAAGAAAUUAGGUUUCAGGUAACUUACUCAAUGAAUUGUGUGCUAUUUAUACUGUAUAUCUGUUCUUCCAAAUGAAAGACAAAUCCCAAAUCAGGAUUUCUGAUGUUCAUGUGAUGUAAUCAUUCACUGUGAGCCAAGGAUGUUGUCACCACACUGAAAGACCUGCUGCGACCUAGUGGACUUGAUAUGAUACUGCAUCUGAAAGCUUGAUCUGAAGUCUCAAAAAUAGGACUACAGGAGCUGUAUUACUCCCAGAUAUAUCUUUGGGUUUUCCCUAUAAUGGCCCUUGCUUUAUGGCCUCUGGUACUGUUUUGAUGAUGCAAAAUAAUUUGUAUCUCAAAUCACAAAGUAGAUUCAAAAGCAAUAGAUUAAAGGCCCAAUGCAGCCGUUUUUAUCUCAAUAUCAAAUCAUUUCUGGGUAAC